Megalops cyprinoides (Indo-Pacific tarpon) is the source of this 1957-nucleotide messenger RNA. RefSeq names its product LEO1 homolog, Paf1/RNA polymerase II complex component (gene leo1). Gene Ontology annotation, biological process: positive regulation of transcription elongation by RNA polymerase II; transcription elongation by RNA polymerase II. The transcript has 12 exons. The coding region runs from base 18 to 1922 and encodes 634 amino acids. NCBI's taxonomy places the organism in Eukaryota, Metazoa, Chordata, Actinopteri, Elopiformes, Megalopidae. Gene Ontology annotation, molecular function: RNA polymerase II C-terminal domain phosphoserine binding. The record is from RefSeq and is a predicted model, not a curated record. Gene Ontology annotation, cellular component: nucleus; Cdc73/Paf1 complex.
UUGACGAACACGGAGAAAUGGCGGACAUGGACGAAUUGUUCGGGAGCGAUGGCGACAGUGAAAAUGAACAUCGAGAGUCCGGUUCGGGCUCCGGCUCAGAUUCAGAGCAGGAGAGACCCAGGUCUGCCAGCAACGCCUCAGGUAGCGACAGUGAGCGGGACCACGACGAUGACGAGGACGAGGAGGUUCGGGAUGCGGGGAAGCCGAGCAACAAGGAGCUGUUUGGUGACGACAGCGAGGAGGACCGGGGAAGCCAGCACAGCGGCAGCGACAACCGAUCGGAAAGGUCGGAUAAUCAGUCGGAGGCCAGUGUGCAUUCGGAGCAAGAGGACAACGAGCAUUCGGACGCGGAGCAGUCGGAGGGGCACCGGGAGGACGAGGACGCCGAAGGAGGACACAGCCCGCAGUCCGAGCCAGGCAGUCCCCACUCCGACGCCGCCAGCCCCAGGUCAGAUGCGGGCAGUGCCCAUUCAGAGGCCGGCAGUCCGCGUUCCGACGCGGGCAGUGCCCACUCCGACCCCGGGACGCCGCGGUCUGGUCCUGGCACACCGCACACGGACGGAGAAGCCUCGGGGAAGGAGGUCCACUCGGACGAUGAGAAGUGGGGUGGAGGAGCCAAGAGCGAUCAGUCCGACGAAGAGGAAAAACAAGGGCGAUCAGACGAGGAGCGCGGGCGCUCUGAUGAAGAGGGCGAGGAGAGGGGGCAUAAAUCAGGGUCUGCUAAAGGCAGUGACAGUGAAGACGAUUUUGUUCGACAGAAGCACAAAAAGAAGAUUGCAUCAGAUUCAGAUUCUGACAGUGACUCUGGAGCUCGCAAAGAGAAGAAGCCUGCUGCGGAUGACCUUUUUGGGGAGGCAGAUGACAUCUCCUCUGACAGCGAUGCAGAUAAGCCCCCGACUCCUGGCCAGCCACUGCUGCAGGGCAAUGAGGAUGGGAUGGAGGCAGAACAGCAGGAGGAGGAGCCCGUGCCGGAGACCAGGAUAGAGGUGGAGAUUCCCAAAGUCAGCACAGACCUGGGGAGUGACCUGUACUUUGUCAAGCUGCCCAACUUCCUGAGCGUGGAGCCCAGGCCGUUUGAUCCACAGUACUACGAAGAUGAGUUUGAAGAUGAGGAGAUGUUAGAUGAGGAGGGUCGGACCAGACUCAAACUGAAGGUGGAAAACACCAUUCGGUGGAAGGUUCGAAGGGACGAGGAGGGGAACGAAACACGCGAGAGCAACGCCCGCAUCGUCAAGUGGUCCGAUGGCAGCAUGUCUCUGCACCUGGGGAACGAGGUGUUCGACGUGUACAAGGCCCCCCUGCAGGGAGACCACAACCACUUGUUCAUCCGGCAGGGAACCGGUCUGCAGGGACAGGCUGUGUUCAAGACAAAACUCACGUUCAGGCCCCACUCCACAGACAGCGCCACCCACAGGAAGAUGACGCUCUCUUUGGCAGAUCGCUGCUCCAAGACCCAGAAGAUCCGCAUCCUGCCCAUGGCGGGACGGGAUCCGGAGUCUCAGCGCAAUGAGAUGAUCAAGAAAGAGGAGGAGAGGCUGCGCGCCUCCAUCCGGCGGGAGUCCCAGCAGCGGCGCAUGCGGGAGAAGCAGCACCAGCGCGGGCUGAGCGCCGGGUACCUGGAGCCCGACCGCUACGAGGAGGAGGAGGAGGGCGAGGAGUCCAUUAGCCUGGCUGCCAUCAAGAGCAAGUACAAGGGGGGUGGAGGCCUGAGAGAGGAGAGGGCCAGGAUCUACUCCUCCGACAGCGACGAGGGCUCGGAUGAUGACAGGGCGCAGAGGCUGAUGAAGGCCAAGAAGCUGGACAGCGAUGAGGAAGGAGAGGGCUCUGGCAAGAGGAAGGCUGAGGAUGAUGAGGAAACGUCAACAAAGAAGGCCAAGAAAUAUGUGAUCAGCGAUGAAGAGGAGGAUGACGAUGAUGAGUAAUGAGUUCUUUUUGUUCUGUCAUCUGCCAAGGAAUU